GGAAAUCCUGCAGAUUUCUUGCCUGUGUUGAAUUGGUUUGGAGGGUAUGAGAAGAAGGUGAAGAAGCUUGGGGAAAAGAUGGACAGAUUGUUGCAAAAGUUGAUAGAUGAGCACCGAUAUAAGAAGCUGGAAAAUAAUAAUAAUAUAUAUAAUAGUACGAUCGAUCAUCUUCUUAACUUGCAACAAUCUGAUCCUCAUUACUAUACUGAUGAAAUAAUCAAAGGGCUUAUGUUGGUGCUAAUAUUUGCAGGAACUGAUACAUCAGCAGUGACCUUAGAAUGGGCAAUGUCCAAUUUGCUAAACCAUCCAGAAGUAUUGAGGAGGGCUAAAGCUGAAAUAGACAGUGAGAUAGGGGAAGAAAAUCUGAUCGAUGAAUCGGACCUCCCAAAGCUGAAAUAUCUUCAAAGUAUUAUACAUGAGACACUUAGAUUAUACCCUGCAGUCCCUCUUCUGCUCCCACACGUGCCAUCUAGUGAUUGCACCAUUGGUGGAUACGAUGUUCCGCGUGGCACGAUCGUGUUGGUAAAUGCAUGGUCUAUUCAUAGGGAUCCAAAUUCAUGGGAGGACCCAACAAGUUUCAAGCCAGAGAGAUUUGAGAAUGAUGAGAAAUUAGGGGGAGAUGAUGAUUUAGGGACUCACAAGCUAAUGCCAUUUGGGUUAGGAAGAAGGGCAUGCCCAGGAGCAGGGCAAGCUCAAAGAGUGGUGGGGUUAACCUUAGGAGCAUUGAUUCAAUGCUUUGAGUGGGAAAGGAUUGAUGGCAAAGUGAUUGAUAUGGUUGAAGGAAGAGGAGGCACCAUGCCUAAAGCUCAUCCGUUGAAGGCUUUGUGCAAAGCUCGCCCCAUUGUGUAUAGAACGUUUUAUACUAAUUAGUUUGUAGGGUUUUUU
Messenger RNA from Hibiscus syriacus, 885 nucleotides. RefSeq names its product cytochrome P450 81D11-like. Gene Ontology annotation, molecular function: monooxygenase activity; heme binding; iron ion binding. The coding region runs from base 79 to 870 and encodes 263 amino acids. The transcript is spliced from 3 exons. The record is from RefSeq and is a predicted model, not a curated record. NCBI's taxonomy places the organism in Eukaryota, Viridiplantae, Streptophyta, Magnoliopsida, Malvales, Malvaceae.